UCGCGUGCGAGACUUGACCCCCGAGUCAAGAACGACUGCUUCAACCCAAUAAACCAUUCUCCUCUGUAUAACUUCUCCAAUUAACCCCCAAACUUAUACCAUCAAUCUCUGAAUCUCAAUCGCACAGUUUGACUAAUCAUGAACGACUUGUUAUCCAACUCCUUCUCCCAGGCCUCGCCGGACCACCAUGUCAUCGAGAUGGCCUCCAUCGACGCCUCAAGCGACCUCAAGAAGUUCUUCGAAGACGUCGACUUGAUCCAGACCGAGCUCAAUGACUUGCAGAAGCUCAACACCAGCCUUAAGAGUGCACACGAGCAGAGCAAGACCCUCCAUAAGGCCAAGGAGAUCAAGGACCUCCGGACCCGGAUGGAUGCUGACGUGAAACUUGCCCUAAAGGCGGCUAAGCUGCUUAAGGUCCGGUUGGAUGCGUUGGACCAGUCCAACGCCUCCUCCAGGAGCUUGCCGGGGUGCGGUCCGGGGUCGUCCUCGGACCGGACGAGGACGUCUGUGGUGAGUGGGUUGAGGAAGAAGCUUAAGGAUUCUAUGGAGAGCUUCAAUGACUUGAGGCAGAAGAUUUCCUCCGAGUACAAGGAGACCGUUGAGAGAAGGUACUUUACGGUGACCGGAGAGAAACCGGACGACAAAACCAUAGACCUUCUUAUAUCUACCGGCGAAAGUGAGACGUUUCUGCAGAAGGCAAUCCAACAGCAAGGACGAGGCCAAGUCCUAGACACUAUAUACGAGAUCCAAGAGAGGCACAAUGGUGUGAAGGCCAUGGAGAGGAAUCUGAACGAGUUACACCAGGUGUUUCUGGACAUGGCAGUACUGGUUCAAGCUCAGGGUGAGCAGAUCGAUGACAUAGAGAGUCACGUCGAUCGAGCUAGUUCGUUCGUGCAACACGGCAACCAGCAGUUGCAGAAGGCCAGAUUCUUGCAGAAAAACACACGCAAAUGGACCUGUUAUGGUAUCCUAAUCUUGCUCAUCAUCCUCGCAAUCAUAUUAAUCCCCAUAUUGACUAAGUAAGGAUUCAGAUAUCUUAAUAUUCCGGUCAGUUACAACAUCAGAUGCAUAUAAAGUUUUGAUCGAUUUUAUUUUUCUUCAUAUGUAUGGUGGCCUUGUAAGUACAUACUCGACUCUUUUUGUUGGAUUGGGUUUUGUUGUAUACGUAAUUACGUACUUUGUUUUCUCUUGAUGAUCGGGAUGUACACAUUGUUUGAAGAAACUGUUUUUGCGUAAGGUUAGUAGCCUGGCACCAUUUUGAUAAAUAAAUCGAAGUUGUUCACAAGUGUCAUCA
Argentina anserina (silverweed cinquefoil) is the source of this 1294-nucleotide messenger RNA. Its product is annotated as syntaxin-121-like. Gene Ontology annotation, biological process: intracellular protein transport; exocytosis; vesicle fusion. NCBI's taxonomy places the organism in Eukaryota, Viridiplantae, Streptophyta, Magnoliopsida, Rosales, Rosaceae. Bases 139 to 1023 code for a protein of 294 amino acids. Gene Ontology annotation, cellular component: endomembrane system; SNARE complex; plasma membrane. Gene Ontology annotation, molecular function: SNARE binding; SNAP receptor activity. The record is from RefSeq and is a predicted model, not a curated record. The transcript has 2 exons.